Messenger RNA from Labeo rohita (rohu), 1171 nucleotides. RefSeq lists its product as uncharacterized. The record is from RefSeq and is a predicted model, not a curated record. The transcript is spliced from 9 exons. Lineage: Eukaryota; Metazoa; Chordata; Actinopteri; Cypriniformes; Cyprinidae. The coding region runs from base 69 to 1001 and encodes 310 amino acids.
CUUCAUCAACUGCCGAUAACUACUGAAUUGUGAAGGUCUUCGGUGAGGUUGAUACACUGAAAUCCAGGAUGGCCAUACAUGUGAUUUUGUUGCUAACACUUUUCACUGGGCUGUGUGUCGCUGAUUUGAAAGGUAAUCUUGCUCUUAAAGCAAGAGCAGUGCAGUCCUCCGUAUACUCAAAUGGAAAUGCUGAAAAUGCAGUAGAUGGAAACAGAGGCACCGAUUAUGGGAAGGGCUCAUGCACUCAUACUACAGCUGAGUUUAACCCAUGGUGGAGAGUUGACCUUGGAAACGUCUACAGCAUAAGCAAAGUUGUCAUCACUAAUCGUGGAGACUGUUGCAAAGAGCGACUUAAAGGAGCUCAGAUUCGCAUUGGUUACAACCUGGAGAACAAUGGAAAUAACAAUGAGCUGGCUGCAACUGUUCUCACUGUUCUUGAUGGCACAAAAACAUUUGAGUUUGAGCCUGUUAAUGGCAGAUAUGUCAACAUUUUCUUACCUGGGAAUGAUGAAAUCCUUACUUUGUGUGAAGUCGAGGUGUUUGCAGAAAAAGACAUACCACUGUACACUUGUGGUCCAAGAAAUAUCGCUUUUGGAGGCAAAGCUGCCCAGUCUACAACUUACCCUGAAGGAGCUGCUCAAAAUGCUAUCGAUGGCAAAAGGCAGUCCAUUCUCGCGCGUAGGUCAUGCAGCGUGACUAACGGGGACAAGGAUCCCUGGUGGAGAGUUGACUUGUUGGACGUCUACAGGGUAACCAGGGUCAUCAUCACUAAUCGCGGAGACUGUUGUGAAAAGAGGAUCGAGGGUAUUCAGAUCCGUAUCGGCAACAGCCUGGAGAAUAACGGCAACAAUAAUGAGCUGGCAGCAACUGUUGGGCCAAUCCCACUUGGAGACACAAAAACAUUUGAGUUUAAGCCUAUUAAGGGGCAAUACGUUAACCUUUUUCUGCCUGGGCGCAAUGAAUUUCUCACACUGUGUGAAGUUGAGGUAUAUGCAGUUUAAGUGGAACAAGAUGAUGUUACACCACAGUCCAGAAGGAAAUGAAUCAAACUACUGUUAAAAUCGAUGUCCUGUUUUUUGAGCAAUAGUAAUAUUGCACAUUUUCAUUUUACCUAUCCACCUUUUAGCCUUAAGAGCUAUUACAGUGCACAUUAAGUAAGGGUCUGAAAUGG